Motacilla alba alba is the source of this 14069-nucleotide messenger RNA. RefSeq names its product G protein-coupled estrogen receptor 1 (gene GPER1). The record is from RefSeq and is a predicted model, not a curated record. The transcript has a single exon. Gene Ontology annotation, molecular function: G protein-coupled receptor activity. Gene Ontology annotation, cellular component: membrane. The coding region runs from base 33 to 1106 and encodes 357 amino acids. Gene Ontology annotation, biological process: G protein-coupled receptor signaling pathway. NCBI's taxonomy places the organism in Eukaryota, Metazoa, Chordata, Aves, Passeriformes, Motacillidae.
GUACUAAUAUCUUUCCUGCAGAUAUUUUAGCCAUGGAAACUUAUUCUGCCUCAGUAUCACCUGUUAUAUGUAACAGCACAACUUUUAACCUGAAUGGAUCCCAUUUGUGUAAUGAAAGCAUAUCCUCUAGAUUAGCUGAUAAAUCAGAACACCAACAAUAUGUUAUUGGCCUUUUCUUAUCAUGUCUUUACACAAUAUUCCUUUUUCCUAUCGGUUUUGUGGGAAACAUUCUGAUACUGGUUGUCAACAUUAGCUUUCGGGAAAAAAUGACAAUCCCAGACCUGUACUUCAUAAACCUGGCAGUGGCUGAUCUCAUUCUGGUGGCUGAUUCUCUCAUUGAGGUGUUUAAUCUUGACGAGAAAUAUUACGAUAUCACCAUCAUCUGUACCUUUAUGUCUUUGUUCCUUCAGAUCAACAUGUAUAGCAGCAUUUUCUUUCUGACAUGGAUGAGUUUUGACAGAUACCUAGCCCUGGCCAAAGUAAUGAGGUCCAACCUCUUCCGCACUAUGCAGCACGCUAGACUGAGCUGUGGGCUCAUAUGGAUGGCAUCCAUUUCGGCAGCUCUAGUCCCAUUUACAGCCGUGCACUUACAACACACCGGAGAGGUCUAUUUCUGUUUUGCAGAUGUAAAAGAAAUCCAGUGGCUAGAGAUAACCCUGGGGUUUAUUAUCCCCUUUGUGAUCAUCGGUCUUUGUUACUCAUUAAUUGUCCGAGUCCUUAUAAAAGCACACAAGCACAGGAGUCUCCGGCUGCGGCGACAGAAGGCUCUGCGCAUGAUUUUUGUUGUUGUCCUGGUUUUCUUUAUCUGCUGGCUCCCUGAAAAUGUCUUCAUUAGCGUCCAGCUUCUCCAGAGGAAAAGCGAGCCCGUCUCUUCAAACAGCCCAUCCUUCAGGCAUGAUUAUCCUUUAACAGGACAUAUUGUGAACCUAGCAGCUUUUUCUAAUAGCUGCUUGAACCCCUUAAUUUACAGCUUUCUGGGGGAAACCUUCAGAGACAAACUGCGACUGUACAUUGAACAGAAAACAAAAAUGUCAACAUUGCAUCGCUUCUGUCAGGCUGCCUUCACGUCUGUCAUUCCUGACAGUAAUGAGCAAUCAGAAGUCUGAUUUAGUGUCAUGGUAUAAAACAUAUGACUGUGAAGUUGUGCAAAUAGUGAACAAAAUGCUUGCUACUAACAGAAAAAAAGUGCAUUUGUGUGUGUAUAUAUAUAUAUUGUAUCACUCUAUUGAGUAUUGAAGGUUUAUAUUCAAAAUGUUUUUAUGACAAGACUUUAAUGUAGAAGAAUAUGUUUUAGUCAGAUUUAUAUUUAAUUAUGAACAGGAUUAUUAAAAGCUGAGCACUGAAGGAGCUUUAUUUUGUGUUAUACAUAUCUGAAUGACAAUAUAAGAGAAAAUUUUAUCAACUGAGGAAGACUCUAGAUGUAAUCUGAUUAUCAGAGAUGAUACUUUGCUGGUGUAUAUAAGGUACUUCCACUGAAAUAAUGAAGCUGCCGUAACAGUGAGGAAAAAUCGUUACAACAUAUUGAUGUGGAGAUGCAGAAAACAUUGAUUUUUUUUUUCACCCAAACAUGUUAAGAUGAAUGACUUUGCUUACAAGAACUACAUGGUACUAUCGUCACUGUAUUCUAGCAUGUCUUCCAUGAUUAAGUUUUUGAUCUUAAUAUAAUCAAGCACAGUGAUGAGUUUUUGUCUCCUAAAUGUAGUCUACUGUUUACAUCAGUACUUGAUCAAAACCAAAAUCAUCUGUAACUAUAGUGCUCAUCUCAAAGAACUUCACAGAAGCAAGAUGUAGUGCUUCAUUCUGUCUUUUAAGAAUUGACCCUGAUGAUCUCUCUCAGAACAAACAUAAUUGGCCUUUUUGUCAAAAAUGCCAGUGCACCAGCAUCGUGUACAUUCACACCUGCCUUCUGAUUUGAGUGCACAUUGCACAAAAUCUCUUCACAUUCCAGAACAAAAUGCUGUGAUUUUUAAGGAAGUGCCACCUUCUGCAAAAGCUAUUGUAGGUAUUGUGUAGAUAUUGCUUAUCAAAGUGACAGAAACCUCCAGCUUUAGGAAGGAAGACAUGGAAUGGAGAGUGUGAUUAGUGAUCAUCAGAUCUGAGCUUCAUGCACACCCACCCCACCUCCAGAAACCCCCAGCCUUUCAAGAUUGUAAGAUGCAUUUUAGAUGCUUUGAUCAUUUAAAGAUUAAUUAUACUAAGCAAGCAAAUGAUAGCACCACUUACUGGAAAACAAUAGUGUUUCUUUUCUUCUAGCAAAUAAUUGGGUUGUAAAUCUGAUUGAUGUUUAUCACAGGUUACUCCUGGACUUGUUCAGAGGAAGCUAUAAAGUUCUACCGAUUAGUGUGCAAGAUCAUUAAAAUAUCACUUGCUGCACCUCUCAAGUGAACAAACUCAUUUCACUUCUGUGCUUAUAGACUGAAGCACCAGAACUCAACAGAAUAAGAUGUUCUGUCCUAUUUUCAAAUGUCAUCUAUUAAUUAAUUAGCACAAUAACAGAUUUUCAAAGAUUUUUAAAUGCAGACCUUUAAAACAAUGACUAAAGCUACUAAAGCAAUAAAGGAAACAGUGAAAAUGAUAAUUCCACUCAUAUUUCUCAUGAAAUAUCUUGAGUUUCUUAGUGGAAGUUUUGGCCACAAAAGACUUGACCUAUAAACAGAAAGGCCACAAGACGAUGAUGGCUGAAUUUGAAAUAGAUAGCUGGAUAUUUCUGCAGCUCCAACAGGAACAGCACUGUGGAGUCUGAGGCAGCUGCAGAUUGUUCGCAAGUGAUUAGCAAUCACAGUCUAAAGAAAAAUGUGUUUAGUUCCAUCCUCUCUGCAGAGCACCAAGCAGAUCUCCUCUCAAGAAAGAUGCAAGCAUAGCAUGAGUUGCUAACAAACACUCAGUGAGUUUUCUCCCACCAUUGUGCUGCAUCACACACAGCCCUUUGUCCUCAGUAUUUUUAGCCACAAUUGCUCAGGUCCUAUGCUCAGGUCCUGCCAAUAGACAUUACACCAUUAAAGAUGGCUAUUUCAGACAACACCCAGCUGAAGGAAGGGGUAAUUGUUUUGGCAGUGGAAUUCUGAGGAGUAAGAUACAUCUUGAGCUUACAGAUUUAUUAGUUUGUGCAAUCCUGAUACUUGCCAUGAAUAAAGAAAUUAUUUGGGGUUACAGGAAUACACUUUCCCAAUUGUAGUUGUUGCUUAUUUUGUUUUUUUAGGAAUAAGAUCCUUUUCCCUCCUCCCAAUACAGGGAUCACAUUUUAGAUCAAGUCUAUGGUAGAAACCUUUCUACUACCCCUGCAGAACACAAAUCAAGGAAGUCUUUGUGCAGAAGCUUAUAAUAAUAAACAAACAGCAAUAGCAAAUGCCUCCUCAUGCAUCCUCCAAAGUAGUUUGUUUCUAUGUGAUCAUAUUCAGUAAUAUACAGUGAAAUCUAGGAAAGACCAGAUUAAUAUAGCAUUAAGAAAACAAUAUUUACUCAACCUGAAACAACCUAUUGCACGUUUAAAACCAAAUUACAAACCUAAAAUACCUGAUGGGUUCCCUGCUGCUGAUAUUUUGGGACAGGCUUAUGAACUGUGCCUGAAAUUACUAAAUUUAAACAUACUUCUUACUUUAAAUGCAAAGCACUCUCCCAGCUGAAAAAACUGCACACUUAUUCCCAAAGCUUUUUUUUUUUAAACAGUAACUCUGUACAAAGUAAUAUUUACAGAAAUGUCAUACAACUUCCAUGUGUUUAUGCACACAACAUGUUUUCUGCAAGCCAUUAUCUUGCAAUAACUCACUGCCAUGGCUUAUCCAUGGACCAGAAGGAUCUCAGCUUGAUGUGUAAUUUUUUUUUAAUUUCAAAGAACAUAAUCACUAGUAAAUAAAACCUUUUCUAGAGUGUAGAGGGAAAAGGGAAUAGGAGCAAGAAUUGUUACAGAAUUCCUUCACUUUUUAUCUCUGGUCUCUCACAAAUUGUUUCAUUGCUGAGUUGAAGGAAAAUAUUCCAUAUGCCUUUCUAAAACACCGGACUGAUGGCAACUAUGAGAUUUCAAAACCUGUUCAUCACAGUUGCUUACAAUCUUUGCAGUAAUAGUCUAUAUAAAGUUUCCAGACAUAAAAAGCCUAGUAUUAGGAAAAGCUCACAGAAAAGAGGAGAGAGGGAAUAAUCAAAAAAUCCCUGAAACCAUUAACUGCUUUUGAAAAUAAUACUUUAGCACAAGACUGCCUUGAUUGCACAGGGUAUAACUGAAAAUCUAGAAACAAAAUAAAUGCAAACAGCUCAAACUGGCACAGUCUGGACCUGAUGCAACUGAAAGCUUCCCUUAGCUGUGUAAAAAGAUAUGAGAAAAAAAAUUAUGCGAGACCUCUUUAACAUGUUAAAGAGAUGCUGUAACUUUGCAUUCUUUUGACACUUCUGGGAGAUAUACUAAAUACCAACUGUGCAGACACAACAGCCACCUCUCAGAAAUGCAAAGUCUGUCAGUCUAAAGAUAAAGCUUGAUUCAUUUAUGAAGAGCAUUACAGGAUGGGAGGGCAUGUGACAGAGAAUUGGAAUCAAUGAGUCAGGCAAUCCCAGAUUCUGUGCAAGGCUUUGACAUAAUAUGGGCAAGAUGCAACAGAAGUCACCUCUCCCUUCAAAAACUUGAAAAAAAAAAUGAGCACAAAGUUUUACAAGAAAAUGCCUGUAAAAUUUCAGUCUAAGUAUCUGUGUUUCGAACAAAAUUCACUGCCUGUACAGUGCAGGCUCUAAUCUUUUUUCCAGCCAUCAAGUUCUGUUAGAGUAUAACUGAAUUUCUUCCCGUGUAAGGAUUUUGCUGUAUUCUUUCAGCUGUUUAUUAAGACUGCAAAAGGGAAAAGGUUGUCUGGACAAUUUUAAAUGGUUAGGAUUGUCACAUAAAAAAUGUGCUAAAGAGUGGUUUACCGUAAGUAAAAGCAUGUCAAGUUCAACCCUGAUUAUCAUUAAUUCCAUUGGAACUUGUUUCUGCAUAACUAAAAACAACUGAGUGUAUGAAGAUAUAGGUUUGAAUUUUAAUAGCUACUUAUGAAGGUGAAGCAAUGAAUUAAUUUGAUUUUGAUUGAAAACAACAAAGAUAAGGGCUUGAUUUGAAUUUAAGGGACAGCAUCUAUCCUUCUCUUUUACCUAAGUCUUACCUUACCCAUUCAGACCACCAGACAAACAUUGAAAGUUUUCAUCACAGAAGAGCAUGGGGCAAAUUAAUUAUUUGUUCUUUUUUACAGUAAACCAGGAACAACAUGGGAUGGGGAACAAGUAAUUUUUAAAACAUGCACACAGGACACCUUUCCCCUACACCCUUUAAGCUCUGCUGUCAGGGAGGCUGUGGUAUAUGCCCUGUGCUGUGUUUCAGAGACACUAGAUAUGAAAAUCUGAACACCCUCCAGUCAUAUUUAUAAUUUAGGUGUCUUUUCUUCAACAGUAUUGUCCAAACUAUUUAUUCCACAGUGACUUUUAUUACAAUAAACUUUUAACCCUUGGGUUUGGGCUUCCUUUUGGACUUCCAUCACACAGCAGCAUGACACAGGCAGGAACUAAGAAUAAACAGAGGCAUGUUAAGCCACCCAAGGUGCCAACACAAGAGCAAUGCCCUCUCAGGACUGCAGACUGCAGGAUGAGCUCUACUUUCAACUCCCUUUCUUACAUGCUACUUCAUUUCUUUUACAGAAGUCCACUAAAUGCCACUACAAAAUAUAAAGAUGAUUGUCUCAGUCUCACACAGUCACCUGUGUGUUUAGAAUGGCUUUUGAAACUGUUCGACCCCCAUGAUAAAAACCACUCUCAAGUUUCCAACCUGUUUUCUCACAUUGUUCAAACAGUCUGCUACAGGUAUAUACAGAUAUUUCAAAGUUCUAAAUUAAACUACUGAGCUGUUCAUUACCAAAAAGUAAAACCCUAUCUUCUCAAAAUAAAUAUUUAAUGCAGCAGAGUAAGCCUUUCCAAAGCAGCAGCUUUGCUUACAAGUCCCAGUUCACUUGACCUGCAAGCAAAAUCACUGAAGAGGUUUAAGACCUUUUCAAAUUGCAUUCAGUGUGUUUUCUGGAAGGACUUAAAAAAAAAAAAAAACUAUGGGGAGAAAAAAAGACGUAGUAGAGAAACAGGAAAAUUAUUAGGAUAUUGUUAAAUUAUCCUUAGAAUUGGAGUUAAGGCGAUUUUUACAGAAAGAGCUCAGUGGCAGAAUUGCCUAACAGUGCUGGAGAUAGAUUUGUUUUCUGCCUCAGCAGCAGAAAUAUUUCCUUUCCCAGGCAUUCCCUCAAUAGAAACAGUAAUAUAAUGGCAAAUAAGAUUUUCUUCCUUUCAUUCUCUCUCCAUUCAGAACUACAAAAGAGAAAUAGUCUGCACCUGAGUACAGAAACCUUUUAACUCUUGUGCUCCAGAGUGCAGUGCACACAGCAAACUGGGAAGCAAACAAAGGAAACAGCUCACUUAAACAAUUUAUAAUAUUCCAAAUAUCCACCUGACAACUGAGCAUCAAGGUGGGAAGAAGAUACAGAAAGUGAUGUGUGGGAGAACUGAAUUUACGAACUUGCUUGGCUUCCAAAGUCAGAAUAAUUACUUCUGCUAUUACAAGCUCAUUCUCUGGUAGAGAGAGAAACAUGACAUGUUAUUUUCUCAUGCUAAUUAAAGCUGCCUGCUGAUGGGUGACACUGUCAGGGUGUUGUGGGACCAGAAGCCCAGCCUUGCUGGCAGAGGUGCAGCUGGAGCUGACACAGAACCCAAACAUCCAUUGAGCAUCCUCAGCCCAAAACAAGGGGUCUGUGAGCACCCCUGGAAAACUGCUCCUGACCCUGCUGAUCUGUGCCCUUCUUGGCCCCCACUGAGUGAAACUUUCUGGAUCUUGGCCAGAGAUUUUAUUCCAAAACCUACUGGACCAGGACAGUUGGCUGCUCCUGUUCUAAGCUCAAACUAGAUGAUGACUUAAUCUAGACAAAUGUAAAGAAGACAACCAUAGUUUAAGCAAAGGGUGGUAAAUUUUACAAUUUAAAAAACUCCUACUUCACAAGUUUAUUAAAAGAUGUCUCUGGAGUACAGGCUUUAAAGCCACAGAACAUGGGACUUUCAUAAUAAAAUGAGAAAAGCUUUCUAUUCCAAAGGUAAUUUGAAAAAAUAAUUAGCCUGUGAGGUGCAUGAAGGCUCCUAAGCUCACAAAAAGCCCAUGACCAAUUUCAAUGACCUCUGUAUUACAGUUCAGUACAACAGUUCUGUAACCAAUUAGUUAUUUUACAAGUGGGUAAGGAUGAAUAACUCCCCUUUAGGAUUCAGCCCAUAGUAUAAAGGUAGGAUGGAAUGACAGUUACUAAAAGCCUGUAUUUUCCACAGAUACUUUAGAUUUUCUCUUCUCUUUACAUAACCACUCUGCUCCUUUUUAAGCAAUGCAGCUCUAAGCCCUCAGUACAUUCUCUGAACAGCUUUGACGUCUUUCAAACUCCGAGAUGGUAGGAAGAGCUGUCUGCCCUUAUGUAUAUGCUAUCUGCAAUAGCCUGGUUUACAGAUGCAAAUUAUUAAGAUAAUGCUGAGAAAUUUAAUAAAACACUGGUUGAUGAUCUUCCGUUUGAUGUCCUACAGAACUCCUGUGGGAUUCAAUUAGAAAUAGGUAAAUGCAUUCAAAGACAGAGUCUGGUUCCCCUGUCAAAUACCUUCAUGCUUGUACCCUCGAUAUUUCAGGCAGGUUCUAAAAGUCAAAAGAUUAAUUUUCUGUUCUAAUUACUCGUUGGAUGUAACAGACAAGCAUUUUCCAAGUAUUUAUUAAUCUGUGUGGCUUUGAUCUAAUACCCAAGAGCCAUUUUAUCUAUGCUGUAAUUUAUUAACAUACAUAAAUAUACACUGAUCUUCCAUGUGGUUCACAAUAUUGCAUCUAAACACAGAAGGCAUUUUGAAUGAGAAAACUUCUCAUUUCUCAUUCAUACUACAGAAGCAGCCAUCACCCCCCUUUUAUCUGCACCAAAACAUUGGGGUUUUUUAAAUUUUUGAAUCUAUUUCAUCAACACACAAAAAGUUAUAUUUUAUAAAAAUCAUUAUACCAGACUCCCACAUUGUUUAAACAAGCAGCAGCAUUUCAUCAAGGACAGAGCUGCUUUUUAGAAUAAGCAUAAUUUAAAUACCCAAAUCUGUGCCAUUUUAGGUUUUCUGAACCAAUUACCAUUAACAAAGCAGUAGUAAGAGCAAUAAAGAAGUAACAAACCUACAAGAAUCAGGCCUGCAUUAAUACAUUCUGCUAUACACACUUCCAAGUUUCAAGCCCUGUCAAGAAUAAUUGCUUUUGAAUGCCCAUUUCUCUGUUCUUUAUCCUGUAUCAGAAUGCAGCAAACAUUCUGUCAAGCUUACAAGUUAAUUUCUUGCCAAGUGAAUGCAUUUUGCAAAUUCAAACAUGUUAACAGGACUUCUUUUAACUAAAGUUACAUGUAUUUUGAGGUUUUGUGCCAAGUUUUCUAUAUUCAACAACUUGAGCCUUUUCCAGCAAUUUCCAUUGAUGAUGCCUCUCUCUAUGAGGAGUCAGAAGUCAUCAACACUAAACCAGAAUAAAAUUAUCAUUGAAAAAGGGCAGAAAACAGUGUUCUCACUGGACUGGAGCUGGCUGACACAGUCAAGCAGAUCUUGUCUUUGCUCCUUCAACAACUGAACACUCAACAAAUUCAACCCACAAGUGGGAAUCCUGUCCUGAAUUUCAAUUUUGUUAAGGUUCAAUUUGCAGUUAAGGCAGGAAAGCAAGGAUUUAUACUGGAAAUCCAACAAGAGCCAUCAAAGAAGGUCUCAUCAGCAAGCAGAGAAUGAGGGCUGAGAGGAAACAGCAAGUACGUGCUCCAAGCAGAGAAGGAAGAAUUUCCCCUCUUAACAGCAAAGAAGGGACAGUUCUGUUUCACCACCAAACUCCCCAUCAAUUUAAUACCCUGGCUUUAUUAAUAAAAGUAGGGAAUUAACUUUGAAUGGAUGCAGAUUAAGGCAAAUACCCAGAAUUAGCAUGAAACUCUUGUUGGCUAAUAUGCAAUGAAGAAUGCACAAUUCCUCUAAACACGAGUAAGAAAUACACCACAUAUUGUUUAUACCAAACACAGUUGGGGACGUGAGCCUUUCGCCUGGGAAAACCAUCUUCAAAGUAGCAACUGUUUUCCCAGCUGUGAAUACUCUUUCCUGGGAAAUCUAUUCGUACCAUUACAAAAAUAAUUUUCAAAGGAAUGUAAAAUUAUUCAGCCUAAUCUAUGCAUAUCCAUAUUUCAGACACGAUUCUGUACCUUCUUAGACAUGUCUGUUUACAGAAGGCCUACUAUUCUCUAUAAACACUACAUGGGUGUCACAAUUAAAUUUACCCCCCUUUUUAAAUAAAUAAAUGUAUGGUUAACUUAAUAAAAUAAUCUGAAGCAACUCUAUCCAUAUUCUGAUGAAGAAGUGUUAGCAGGAAACAAAUGUUUCAGUCCCAUAACCAGCUGCCCUCAAAGUUUGUUGUUUUGUGGUUAGUUGUUUUUUUUUAAAUUUUCCUAAUUUGAGAAAUAUUGCAUAGAUAAGAAAGCAGAUAAACCAAGCAAGAUGUCACACAGUAAGCCAUAUUUGCCACAUGGUUUCAGAACUUUGUCAUUAUUUCCUGUAACCAUCAGAAGGCAACCAUACAGAGAGGCACUGAGAGUCAGGGGGCCAGCAAACUCGUCUCUUGGUGCAAGUAAAAAAACCCCAAACAAAUAACCCAAAAAUAAACAUUCAACUGAAAGGUAGCCCAAAGCAAAGAGAAAUAGGCCCAACAUUUUAAUUAUACACUGACAAAACCCAGCACACGAACAUCCAUCCUGACAUUUAACUUGGCCAUUUUGAGCAACAGCUCCCACUCCCCCUUUAUCUCUGGGAAACUGCUUUCUGCUGAUGUGUCUUUCCAUCAAGGCACAGGGGGAGAUGGAGGGAUGGGGGAAGAUGAAAGAUUAUGUCAUCUUCUCUUCAUAACAUGGACAAAACUCUAUUUGCAUAUUAAAUAUACUUUAAAAUUGGUCCAAAAAAUCCAGUAUGAGAUGAGAUUCUUAUUUUAGGAUGUUAUGCUAAAUAAAAUUAACUUCUUGGAAUUUAUUUCCGUAUUUUGUAUAUAUAUAAGAUUUUUACAUAUUCCUUGAACAAAAAUCAAUAACCUCAGGUAUAGCUAAUGCUUACAACAGAAGAUUAAGCAACCACAGCAAAACCAAACAAGUACAGAAAGAAUGGACAGUGGAAUUGCAAUGAAAAUAGUUUCAAAAUAUACUUUUAAUGUAUAUAAAACACAGGUAAUAUUGCUAGCCUGGUAAUCAGAAGAAAUCCUGCAACAUCACACUAAGUUGUUAACUUCAUGGCAUUUUUUUAGGAUGGGAAAAUAUAAACCAAGUUAUUUUGAUGGUUACAAGAUAAGCUUCCCAUUAAUUAGAAAAAUAAAUUAAGGGAACAAUAAAGGAUUACUGAGUUUGUUUGCAAAUCAUCCUCAACUCAUUAUUUCAAGAACAGGCUUUGGGAUGAAUUAGUGGGUUGUCAAACAAAUAAAUACACUGUCUGAUGAUAGCUUUACAGUAUCUGCUGGAUCGGUUUGCACCAAUGUCUGGUUUGCAUUCAUUAAACAUUCAAAUUAUUACCCCAGUUACCUGAUUACAAGCAGCCUUAGAGAUCAUAUCAAAGCAGCAUUCCCAGUUAUUCCACCGAGCCCAUGCCCAAAAUGUUUAUCUCCACAGCUUAAACAUAAUUUCACAGGGUUUUCCACUGCUACAACCAAACAGUGAUUUUAAAGAAUCUUUUUUUUUGUGGUUUGCUUUGCAGCUUAAGAAUUCUAUAUUGCUCUUUAUGAUAACCUCCAAAAAGCUGAACAGAAAAACCCUUUCUUUACAAGUUUUGCCUUUUUCCAUUUAGUAAACAGAUCUUACUGUUUGGGCACCUGCACACUUUGAUGAAAGAAACAUUAUGAGCUACUUGUUUAUUUGCCAUUGUUUGUAGUAUCUGUAUGGAAUCUCAGAAAUUAAAUUCCUUUCCCACUGAUCCCUGCCUUUAUCUGAGGAAAAUGUUGAUUCCUCCUCCUCCAACCACUUGCAAUGCUGGAGAUAAGAAGUACAAGGAAACACCCACUGGCUGUCUGAGCAUUACCUAAAGUACCCCUCAGCCAUGAACAAGGGGAUUUGAUUUGUAAAGAUUGAUCUUCCCUCAGCCAUUGUAAUUUUCCUUGAAGUAACAACAUUCACCAGACUAAAUUGGGAAGGAACAGGAAAUUAAUAUUGUUUUCUAUGCAUUAUGAAUUUUGAGUCUUGCCUAAUAGAUGUUCUGUUCUGCAAGAAUUUCCUACUGCUCUGCAGAAAGCCAGCAGCUCUGCAAACAGCACUGCAGCACCGAGAGCUGCCCGCGAAUGACAGGAUCCUCUGACACACUAAGGUGGCUCUGGGCAGAACUCAAGCAGCCCCGGGAAACAAAGCAGCCACAUGCUGUUCAUGUUGUACCUCCAGAGCUGCAGCUGGCAGGACUGCUGCUCCAGAAAGCUUUGGGCCAUUGAGGCAGCUGAAAGCCUGAAGGCUGCAGAAAUCCACAGUCAGAAGCAAACAGGGCUAAUUGCAGAGAAACACUUCUAAGGGUUCUGUUAUUUCAGGAUGACACACUAAGAAUGUUGCAAUUUUUUUUUUCCAGAGAACUGAAACAAAACUAACUUUUCUGAAAAGAUCCAUCAGGCAGCUGUUACCUUAGAAGCCAACAGUCAGCUUCAAACCGCCAGCCUAGAUGGCACAUUUAAAUCUCUUUUCUUCAUACCUGUGUUACAGUUUGAAAGGAAAAACUUAAACACUCUGAUAGAUGUCUACCUAGAUCCCAUCUGGGGAAUUAGCAUUGUUCAUUAACAGCAGAUUUCCAUUUCAUCAACAUAUGUUGAUGAAACAUAGCAAACAUGUUAGCAAACUAUAAAUGCCAUUAUAAAAAAUGUAAAAUUAAUAUCUAGUGAUUUUUAAAAAAUCUGUUUAAUAUGAGUGAUUCUUUCAAGUUGGCAAAUAGAACAGUAACAUUAGGAGAAUCAGUCAGAAAAACCUGAAAGGUUGAAUUAAGUUUUUUAACUUACUUAAACUUUAAAGCUCAGCUCCACUAGGGAUGUCUUAUUUACAGCUGUGUGGUUCUAAGAUCACUCAUGAAAACAUUCAUAUUCAUAUUGAAUUGCUUAUUGCUAUUUAGUGUAAACAGAAGAAAUUGAGUAGAUGAAAAUCAAUAAAACAUCAAGAUUACUCUGAAAGGUCAAGCUGUUCCAAGGAAAAAUGCCUUAGUCUAAGGCUGGUAAGAAUUUUUGAAAUGAAUUUCUUGAAGGAAUGAUCAGUGUACACUAAAUCCAGUCACUGAAAACACACCUCAACUUGCCUGCAGCUCUAUAACAAAAUCAAUUAGACAUUUGUAUUUUCCACUUUUGAGAUUAAAUUUGCUGUACUAGAAUUGAAAAAAAAGAAAAAUAAAUCACAGGAACGUGACUUAAUGAACCAGUGAAACCUCUGUCCCACCAAAAACUCUGACUUCUUUCUACCACACAUGAAAGUCCUUAGGAAAAACUGGAGCCUACCCAUCCUUGCUUUCAGAAUGCCAGGAAGAAUUUCCUUUAAUUCAGUUACUGCAUUAAAAGGCAAUCACACCUCAUCAGAAUCCAGGCAUUCCUGUAGAUCUAGCAGAAUUCCAGCUUAUUUUAAAGUAACAGAAAUCAAAUUAAAGGAAGUAAAGGUGCAGAAUAAACCUUCUCAGCAGUUGCCUAACUUUUGUUCCAAAUUUUUUACUUAGAACCAUUCACAAUGACUGAGCACAGCCCCCGAGCUCCUCCUGAUCUUCCUGUUCCCACAGAGCAGGUUUACCUUGUCCUCUGUUACACUUUUCCAUGCUGACAAGGUUUGAUGUCCAAAAUCACUUUAAAGCAUAAAUGCCAGUGUGCCUUAACCAAGCACUUCACACAGAGCUGGGAAUACUUCCACUAACAGCCAAAAUGCCAAGCAAUUAACUUUUUUAACCACUUCUGAAGUAAAAUUGUUUAAGAUCUCCCUCACAUUUUUCAUUCUCAACAGUUAUUUCAAAAAUAAAAUAAAAAAAAAGAAGUGGUCUAUUAACUUAGACUUUCCUCUAUCAACAGUUACAGUUUAUAAAGCUGAUGCCAAGAAGUGGCUUGUCAUAGACCUUUUAUGGCAUUCCCUAAAACUCACUAUAUACAUGUUCAAGCCACCCACUGGCAUCAGCUUUUAUGAUUCCAAGAACUGUUGUGGUCAGUGGUGCUCCCUACCAGCGUUAAGGAUUCUUCCUUCUAUUACUCUUUGCUCUUUCUUUCACAGUCCUACAGCCUGCACAGCCCUCAAAACUCAGCUGGGUGCUCUAAGAUCUGAACACUGGACAUCAGAUGGUCCAAAAAGGCCCCACUAGCCAGGAGCUUGAAGCCCACCUCGACAGUUGGACAGUUUUACAUGAAAUUACAGAUUGUCACAAGCAAUAAAAAUUUCAUUUUGACAUUUCAAUUUCACGCUGUUUUGUCCUGGAAAAUUAUUUUCACUCAAUUAUAGCAUGGCAAAUCCACAGUCUGUAACAGAAAGGAAAAGAGAAGCAUUCCCUCUUAUGAAGCUAUAUACCUAUUUUUGCCUUGACAAAGAUGCAGUCUUUUCUAACUUAGGAAUAUUUCUGCUGAGAUCAAAACUGCAAAAAUGUACAGACCUCUGAAUAGCUUCUGCCAAGAGUUGGUUGGGUUUUUUUUAUAUUAAGCUUCCCAAAGUGUAAAUGCAAUACCUAGAGACACUAUGAAUGCAAAAGCUCUUCAAAUAUUUUAUUGCCAAUGAGCUGAAGGCUAAUAACAAAACAAGUACUAAUUUUUAGUUAUAUGAGCUCCAUUGAGCUACACAUGUCAUGUGAAAGGAAGUAAGAAGCAGCUUUCACAUAUAUUUUAUAUGUUAGGCCAGGAAACAUAGGAGAAUUAAAACUAUGGCCUCUUGAGGUGAUCCUCAAGAAUUCCUGAGGAAAAAAAACCUGCUUUCCCUCUCUACUUCUUGAAUUGCUUUACAGUUCUUUGAUCCUCAUUCCACAGUAAUCACUAAGAACAUCAGAACCUAAUUGUCCUUGAAUUAUGCAUAAUUUCCACCACAAAAAAAAACAACCAAACCAAA